This is a messenger RNA of Coniophora puteana RWD-64-598 SS2, 1687 nucleotides long. RefSeq names its product RNA-binding domain-containing protein. The record is from RefSeq and is a predicted model, not a curated record. Gene Ontology annotation, cellular component: nucleus; cytoplasm. Gene Ontology annotation, molecular function: mRNA binding. NCBI's taxonomy places the organism in Eukaryota, Fungi, Basidiomycota, Agaricomycetes, Boletales, Coniophoraceae. The transcript has 7 exons. Bases 189 to 1388 code for a protein of 399 amino acids.
AUGUGGGCGAGAGGCGGGUGUCGAGAGGCAUCGAAGAGAUUUUCUCAAUGGCCCUGGCGCGCACAGCGGCGGUCCGCGAUCCGCGAAGAGGAGAAGGGGAGUGUGAUGAGAAGUUGCGCAGAAGCACGAGGGGCGCUUUAUUUUUCCCUGGUUUACGGUUGAUGAGCGGUUGAGUUGCGAGGAUAUUGAUGGAAUUUGUUUUGGGAUUGGCAGCUGGAGAGGUUCUCUUCGCCGAGGUUCUCAUCACGCCGACUGGUGUCUCCAAGGGCUGCGGCAUUGUCGAGUUCGCCUCUCAAGAAGACGCUCAGCGAGCUAUCAGAGAGCUUUCUGAGGUACCUUUACUCGGACGCCCUGUCUUCAUUCGUGAGGAUCGCGAGAACGAGUCUCGGUUUGGUGCUACGCCUGUGCCAGGUAAGAUUGGCAUGGCGAUGGCCGGUCAGGGUCUCAAUGCAACCCCGCCUCCUCGUCCGCCUCACCACAAUUACUUCGGCACCUCGGCCAACCCCGGAAAUCAGCUUUACGUUGGAAACCUGCCUUACCAAGCUGGCUGGCAGGACUUGAAGGAUCUCUUCCGCACCGCUGGUAACAUUAUCCGUGCUGAUAUCAACAUUGGCGCGGAUGGGCGGCCGAAGGGCUCGGGCACGGUCGUGUUUGAGACACCCAAGGAUGCUAACCAGGCUAUCAGCAUGUACAACGGCUUUGACUGGUACGGACGUAUCCUCGAGGUCCGAGAGGAUCGCUUCGCCGGUCUUUCUGGCCCUGGUGCCUUCCGUGGCGGCGGUCUCCGGGGCGGACUCGGCGGCGGGCGUGGCCUGCGUGGAGGCUUCCGGGGCGGCCUUCGUGGUGGUUUCCGCGGUGGAUUUGGCGGGGGAGGCGGUGGUGGUGGUGGCGCGGGUGGGCGUGACUUCUCGAACUCGGACAUUUAUGCGGAUUACUCGGGCCCUGACCAGGGUGGCGCGGGAGGUGCACGCAUGGACGGGUACAGUGCCGGCGCUGGUGGUGGCGCUGGUGGCGGAGGUGGAGGUGGAGGUGGGUUUGCGGCGGGAGGAUUCAGUGGGCCGCCUGCACCUGCGUUCGAUCUCGCGCCGAGCCAGCAAAUUAUGGUGCGGAACCUGCCGUGGUCGACAGCGAACGAGGACCUAGUGGAGCUGUUCGAGACAACGGGCCAGGUCGAGCUCGCGGAGAUUCUGUUCGACGGGACGCGCUCCAAGGGUUGCGGCGUCGUGCAGUUUGCGCAGGUGCCGGAGGCGGAGACAGCGAUCGCCAAGUUCCAGUCGUACAUGUACGGCGGGCGGCCGCUCGACGUGCGCUUCAACGACCGCUGGCACACGUUCACGCCCACUGCUGCCAAGGGCGGGCAGAUCGCGCCGAUGCAGGCGGAUAUGUGAGGUGUGGGCUGCGAACUGUGAGUUACGGGUCGCGGGCUGUGCUUUGCCACUGGUUGGUUCUUGAAGCUGCUAUGAAGCUAUGAAGUCACGAUGGUGCUUUCUCUUUUCUCGAUGAUCGACAAAAAUGACGGCGUAAUAGACAGCCGAGGUUUCAUUUGAUGUCCUGCAAAUUGUUCUCUUUUUUUCUUUUCUUGCGAUUUAUUUUUCUGUUAUGAUUCAGUUCAUUCGAAAAGAUCAAGAGAUAUAAUUACUUAUUGUACUUGUACAUUGCUUAUGUGGUGCUUGCUUUUCUUGUGAAU